AUAUAUGGGUUUUCCUUUGCGAUUUGAUUUUGAGUGAUAUCAUUGAAAAAAAAAUGAAGUUUGGGGAGAUUUUUAAGGAAUAUUUGCAUGGUGACCAGGAAUGGUUUCUGGAUAAGUUUUCCCAUGUUGAAUAUAAAAGGCUUAAGAAAGUGUUGAAAAGUUGCAGGCGCUGUAGAGCAUUGCAUCAAACAGAUGAUGGACAGAAGCCAGCAUUGUCUCAGUUCUGUCAAUUUCAAUCUUGUCCAGUGUGUGAUAAGAUGUUCUUCACCGAGUUGAUGAGGGAAGCAACGGAUAUAGCUGGAUGCUUUAGUUCCAGAGUCCAGCAUCUCCUCCAUCUUCACGUCCCCACCAGGAUGCAGCGGUACAUGUUGCGGUUGCGCCAAUGUUUCAAGAACGACCAGCAAGUGUUGGUGGAAGAAGGGCAGAUGUUAAUCGAGUAUAUCACGAUGAACGCUAUUGCUAUCCGUAAAAUCCUCAAGAAGUAUGAUAAAGUACAUAGAUCUGCUAAUGGGAAGAACUUCAAGUCCAAAAUGAGGGCUGAACAUCUAGAGCUUCUGCAAUCGCCGUGGCUGAUAGAAUUGGGAGCUUUGUCAUUGAAUUUUAAUGGGUCAGAUUGUGAAGCAGAAUUCAUUCAGUUUUCCGGUUCGUUUUUGUGCGACCUCGAUGUGGAGGAACCGGUGAUGACAUUGAUGCUUCCUCAUUCAAUAAAGCUGGAAUACAACUUGAAGUGUGCUAUUUGCUUGGAUUUUGUUUUCAAUCCAUAUGCUUUGAGUUGUGGCCACCUUUUCUGCAAAUCUUGUGCUUGCUCAGCUGCUUCUGUGAUGAUCUUUCAAGGACUUAAAGCUUCAAGUCCAGAUUCAAAGUGUCCCAUCUGCCGAGAGGCUGGAGUUUAUGCUAAUGCAGUACACAUGCUAGAGCUAGAUCUGUUGAUUAAAAGAAGGAACAAAGAUUAUUGGAAAGAGAGGCUUGCUGCAGAACGUGCAGAGAUGGUGAAACAGUCCAAGGAGUUCUGGGAAUCCCAGACCAAAUAUGUGGUCGGCUAUUAAGCUUCAGUUCUUCAUUUUCUUUAAUUAUUGAAAGAUGAAGCCAUUGAUUAGUGUGUCUAGCUUUGCAUUAUCAAGCAAGGGGAGUUAGGCUUAGAUUAGACCUUGUAUGAGUUUAAGGUUUCUGAAUAAAUAAUAAACCG
Hibiscus syriacus is the source of this 1186-nucleotide messenger RNA. RefSeq names its product probable E3 ubiquitin-protein ligase BAH1-like. The coding region runs from base 54 to 1046 and encodes 330 amino acids. Gene Ontology annotation, molecular function: metal ion binding. The transcript has 6 exons. NCBI's taxonomy places the organism in Eukaryota, Viridiplantae, Streptophyta, Magnoliopsida, Malvales, Malvaceae. The record is from RefSeq and is a predicted model, not a curated record.